Echinops telfairi (small Madagascar hedgehog) is the source of this 1136-nucleotide messenger RNA. It is a transcript of the gene CARTPT, whose product is annotated as CART prepropeptide. Gene Ontology annotation, molecular function: neuropeptide hormone activity. The record is from RefSeq and is a predicted model, not a curated record. Gene Ontology annotation, biological process: cellular response to starvation; adult feeding behavior; negative regulation of appetite. The coding region runs from base 348 to 695 and encodes 115 amino acids. Lineage: Eukaryota; Metazoa; Chordata; Mammalia; Afrosoricida; Tenrecidae. The transcript has 3 exons.
CUGUUCUUUUCCCUUACAACUCACCCUUCGCGCCCCCACAAGGUCCAACUUGCCCCUCUCCCCCGGGGAGCUGUCCCCCGCCACGGAGCUGACCACCUUUAGGGGCGUAGGGUCCUUGUUCCUUGAGCUCUAGCCUGGCUGUACGCAGAACCUUGUUCCUGGGCGCCAGAAGCCCGGCGGGCAUUGACGUCAAGCGGCGGCAGAGCGCUGCCUACAGACGGUUGACCCGGACCCUCCUCCGUACUCUUUCCCGAGCUCGCCCCCUCCCUUCGCACCGCACCAGGGCUCGGGUUGCGCUAUAAAAGGCGGGAGCGCGGGCUGCCAGAGCAGCGGCGAGUUUCAGCACCAUGGAGAGCCCCCGCCUGCGGCUGCUGUCCCUCCUGGGCGUCGCCCUGUUGCUGCUUCCUUUGCUGGGCGUCCGUGCCCAGGAGGACGCCGAGCUUCAGCCCCGAGCCCUGGACAUCUACUCCGCCGUGGAGGACGCCUCCCACGAGAAGGAACUGAUCGAAGCGCUGCAGGAGGUCCUGAAGAAGCUCAAGAGUAAACGCAUUCCGAUCUAUGAAAAGAAGUAUGGUCAAGUGCCCAUGUGCGACGCCGGCGAGCAGUGCGCGCUGCGGAAAGGAGCGAGGAUCGGGAAGCUGUGCGACUGUCCCAGAGGAACCUCCUGCAAUUCCUUCCUCCUGAAGUGCUUAUGAGGGGCAUCCACCCGCCUCCCUUUAUCCCAGCCCCUUCACGUUCCCCAGAGAACCGCACCUUCAUCCUUGGAGAUUGGCUUUGGCAACAAAGUUUGCACUUCCCACUGAGGGCGAAGGGGGCUCUUUUCCUGCUGUUUCCAAAUAAAAGAACACAUUAGAUGUGACUGUGUGAAAUGGUAAUGCCUCCUUGUACUGUUGAUACGCGUGCGAAGUAUUCUUUUCUCAUUUUACUUGUCUAACAACCCCCUCUGUAUCUUUGUGUAAGAAAGGGAUGUUUGCUUCAAAACUGUAUUUUUGUAUGUGGCAUGAUUGGAUUAAUAUUAGUGCUAGUUAAUCUUGGUAGAUGACAUCAUUACCUGGACAAUUAACCACCCCCAAGAAACACAAAUUACAGCGAAGGCGAAUUAUACAUAAUAAAGUGUUUUUAAUAAUUGCUCAUCA